This is a messenger RNA of Eremothecium cymbalariae DBVPG#7215, 468 nucleotides long. RefSeq names its product Fis1p (gene FIS1). The record is from RefSeq and is a predicted model, not a curated record. Gene Ontology annotation, cellular component: mitochondrial outer membrane; peroxisomal membrane. Gene Ontology annotation, biological process: mitochondrial fission; peroxisome fission; autophagy of mitochondrion. Lineage: Eukaryota; Fungi; Ascomycota; Saccharomycetes; Saccharomycetales; Saccharomycetaceae. Gene Ontology annotation, molecular function: protein binding. The coding region runs from base 1 to 468 and encodes 155 amino acids. The transcript has a single exon.
AUGCCACAAAUCAACUACCUUCCAACUGUAGAAGACGCUUACGGGCCCUUGUCCGAUGCACAACUGGAUAUAUUACGUCAGCAAGUCCUUUCCGAAGGCGGCGAUAUAGCUUCAAUCCAAUCUCGGUUCAACUACGCCUGGGGCUUAAUCAAAUCCCAUGAUCCUGAAAACCAACGACUAGGUGUCAAACUUCUAACUGACAUUUACAAGGAGUCUCCCAUGAGAAGACGCGAAUCUCUGUAUUACCUUACCAUUGGUUGCUACAAAUUAGGGGAAUAUUCUAUGGCGAAGAGAUACGCUGAUGCAUUAUAUUUACAUGAACCAGAAAACUCACAAGCUCAGGCAGUCAAGGCCAUGGUCGAGAAGAAGAUCCAGACCGAGAGCGUGAAGGGUAUAGCACUCCUAGGUGUUGGUAUUGCAGCUCUAGCGACUGCCGCAGGGUUUGUUCUGCGCCAACGGAAGCGCUGA